AUGUGUUUUGGAGCUCGUGAAAAAGGCGACGAGGCCGGCGCGGCCAGGUCGCGUGAGUUGGACAAGAUUAUUCGUGCCGAUGAGAAGAAGAUGUCAAAGGAGGUGAAGCUGCUGUUGUUAGGAGCGGGCGAAUCCGGCAAAUCCACGGUGCUCAAGCAGAUGAAGUUGAUCUACGCGCAGGGGUUCAGCAAAAGCGAAAAGCUGGAGUGGAAGCCAGUAGUAUUCCAGAAUAUCGUCCAUUCCUUUCGAUUAAUCUUCGACGCCAUGAACGAGCUUAACAUCCCAUUUGAGAACCCAGAUAACGAGAAAAACAUGGCGCACAUUAUGGUGGACUACGAUGUGGUUGCGGAUGAGCCACUGCCAGAAGACUACUUGGAGCCCAUCAAAAGCUUAUGGCAAGACCAGGGCGUGAAGAGUGCCAUCGCGAAGGGCAACGAAUAUGCCUUGCAUGACAACCUUGACUACUUCUGCGGCGAUUUGGAUCGUGUUUGGGCCAAAGACUACGUACCAACUGAUCAGGAUUUGUUGCGCUCAAGGUUAAGGACAACGGGCAUCACUGAGACGAUCUUCGACCUCGGUCAACUCACAUAUCGCAUGUUCGACGUCGGCGGCCAAAGAUCAGAACGCAAGAAGUGGAUUCACUGCUUCGAAAACGUCAACUGCCUGCUGUUUUUGGUAGCCAUUUCAGGUUACGACCAAUGUCUGGUGGAAGACAAGGACGGUAACCAAAUGAACGAAGCCCUGAUGCUGUGGGAGUCCAUCGCCAACUCUCACUGGUUCAGCAAGUCUGCGCUGAUCCUCUUCCUGAACAAGAUGGAUCUCUUCAAAGAGAAGCUGGCCAAGAGCCCGAUAACAGAUCACGGCUUCACCGACUACCACGGCCCACCGGACGACCCGAACCUGGCCAGCAAGUACUUCAUGGACAAGUUCCGGGCGCUGAACCGGAACCCAGAGAAGGAGAUUUACGGACAUUUCACCAACGCGACCGACACCAACUUGCUCAAGAUCACCAUGGGUUCCGUGCAGGAUAUGAUUAUCCAACGGAACUUGAAGCAGCUUAUACUGUAA
Molecule: messenger RNA, 1068 nt
Organism: Podospora anserina S mat+
Lineage: Eukaryota; Fungi; Ascomycota; Sordariomycetes; Sordariales; Podosporaceae
Exons: 5
Coding region: 1-1068 (355 amino acids)
Biological process (GO): G protein-coupled receptor signaling pathway
Cellular component (GO): heterotrimeric G-protein complex
Molecular function (GO): G-protein beta/gamma-subunit complex binding; G protein-coupled receptor binding; GTP binding
Source: RefSeq, a predicted model, not a curated record